This is a messenger RNA of Pogonomyrmex barbatus (red harvester ant), 1496 nucleotides long. Its product is annotated as 1,5-anhydro-D-fructose reductase. Lineage: Eukaryota; Metazoa; Arthropoda; Insecta; Hymenoptera; Formicidae. The record is from RefSeq and is a predicted model, not a curated record.
AUUCUAACUUUAGAAACAACCUGUCCAAGUAUGUAUCAUCGCAUUAAUCUCGUACUCGAAAUCUGAUCUGAAAUUAGCUAUUGCGAACUUAAACGUGGAACCACUUCUAAUGACGAUGCUGCUUUAAUAGAAUUUAAUGUAACAACUGUGCUAUAUUUGUUGCCAUAGAAUAUUGAUGAGAGAAUCAAGCAUGCAUUCUAUACGAUUACUGUCAGGAUAUGAUAUGCCUACAGUGGGAUUGGGAACAUGGCAGGCUAAACCAGAAGAAAUCGAAACCGUUGUGAGCACUGCUUUAGAAUGUGGUUACAGGCAUAUUGAUACAGCAGCGAAUUAUAAUAAUGAAAGUGCGAUCGGUAGGGCUUUAAAAAGAUGGUUUGAGAAAGGUGGCAUUAGAGAAGAACUUUUUAUCACAACGAAGUUACCUCACUUUGGCAAUCGACCAUCCGAUGUAGAAAAGUUCAUUAAAUUGUCGUUGGAGAAGCUUGGAUUGGAUUACUUAGACAUGUAUCUCGUUCAUAUGCCCUUUGCAUUUAAAUUAGAUGAAAAUACGUCUGUUGCAGCGACGGAUGAAAAUGGAAGUUACAUACUCGAUUUUAAUACAGAUCCUGUCUCAGUAUGGAAGGAAAUGGAGGAACAAGUUAGAGCAGGGCGUACUAGAUCUAUAGGUUUAAGCAACUUUAACGAAGAACAAAUUUCGACCAUUUGGGAAAAUGCACAAAUUAAGCCAAGCAAUCUGCAGGUGGAAUUACAUGCAUAUAUGCAACAGAAACCGAUUAGAGAAUUGUGUAAGAAGUACAAUAUUGUUGUUACGGGUUACAGUCCAUUAGGCUCUCCAGCUGCAAAGACGCAUUUCCAAACGAAAUACAACUACACUUCAGAAGCAUUUCCCGACUUGCUAAACCAUCCGGUUAUUCAAAAAAUUGCCGCGGAACAUAAAAAGACAACAGCACAGAUCUUAUUACGUCAUUUACUACAACUCGAUGUCGUCAUCAUCCCUAAGAGCACGUCUCCAGAAAGGAUCAAGUCAAAUAUCGAUUUAUUCGAUUUUGCCUUGACGGAAGAAGAUAUGAACAUCUUGAGUACCUUGGAUAAAGGUGCCAAUGGAAGAAUUUUUAAUUUCUUAUUUUUUAAAGGAGUUCAAGAUCAUCCGCAUUAUCCAUUUAAAAAUGAACUAUCAUAAUCGUAAAUUAACACGCAAGUUAUUAGUUUGUAUCAAAAUAGUUGAAAAAGAAUUACAUUACAUACCAAAUGAGCACAACAAUACGUCAUACGUAUUACGUAAUGAUAUAUGGAGAAUGUUUUUGUUACUCUUCAAUGCAGCCUAUACAACAUUUUGCGUUGCAAACGAUGCUGAAGUUCACCACGACGUAUCAUUAUACUUGAUGUCCGAUAGGAAAUCUGUUUUUCAAUUGCUUUUCGAUGCGGGAGAGCAUUUCAUGAUCCUCUUCCGAGGUAAAUCCUUCUGCUCCUAAUAAUAAAUUAUAAUACACAUAUUA